This is a messenger RNA of Podarcis raffonei (Aeolian wall lizard), 2679 nucleotides long. RefSeq names its product family with sequence similarity 124 member A (gene FAM124A). Bases 62 to 1684 code for a protein of 540 amino acids. The transcript is spliced from 4 exons. Lineage: Eukaryota; Metazoa; Chordata; Lepidosauria; Squamata; Lacertidae. The record is from RefSeq and is a predicted model, not a curated record.
CUCGCCGCCUCCCAGCCCGGCAAGAAGAAGGAGCAGCAGCGGUCGGAGCAGCCGCCGCGCCAUGCGCCGGAAAGGGGGCGGCCGCUGGCAGGACGAGGCCGCCGACUCCGGAGCCGAGACGGCCGGGUCAGAAUACAGCUGUGUGUCAUCUUCCAGCAGUGAACUUUCUGUGGAAGAUGUACAGGAUCCUUUCCUUCUUAGCAUGCACCUAAUUGCAGACCCAGGAGACUCUGGUGUCCUCCAGCAAGCCAUCGAUAGCCUACUGGCAUGGAUCCACCCUGAUCUCCAACUCUUCCGCGUUUCGGAAAGGAGGAAGCCAAGGAAGCCCGACAAGGCCAUCGUCUCCCAGCCAGCCCUUGCAGUAAUCCUCUUUCUGAAGGAAGAAUAUGAUGAGGUGCCGAUCCUGCAACUUCACGAGUCCUUUCAAAGGCCACCCUGGCAUUACCACCACACGGAACAGGUGCAUGGCAACUUCCUCCCUUACAUGCCAGGCAGCCAGGACUUUUUCACCUUGGCACCAGGCACUCCUCUGUGGGCCAUACGACCAGUGCAUUACGGGAAGGAAAUAAUACGCUUCACCAUCUACUGCAGGAAUGAAAAAUUUGCCAGCGUUAUGAAGCUCUACGAACUCAUUCUGAGAAGACGGGUUUGUCAGAAAAAGGCAGGCUUUUGUGUGAUCCCUGUCUAUUCCAAUGUGGAUAUUGAUAUUCAGUUGUCUUUAAAGAGGCUCCCCAAAGGCCAUGUGCCAAGUCCCACAGACUCAGCGCUGCUGGAAUUCCGAGUCAAAGAUAUUGAGCAGCUGAUGUCUCUCCUGCCGAAUCCUUGCAGCCGGAUCAGCGAAGGCAGGUGGCAAACUGAAGAUCCUGAUGGGAACAAGAUCCUCCUGCAGCAGGCCCGGUAUAGGAAGUGUGGUAAGCUGAACAAGUUUUCCUCGCCAUCUCCUGCAAGGCACCUUCCUGUUACACCGCUUCUAAGUUUUCUUCCCCAAAGCAGCAGAUGGACUCCCAACAAAGCCAGUGAUCCUUCAAAACCAGUUUAUUCCAUUGCGUUUCACCAUGCCAGUCUGUGCCUUGGCGUUUCCCAGCAGGACUUGAGAAAUCACAACCAAGCACUUUCCGCCGGAAGACCUGGUGGAGCCUCUGCCGACUCAUUUCAGCGAAGCAAGUCUCUUGCUUGCUUGCCCACAAUGCGCUCUUCGCUGGUCCCCAAAUCUUUUCAUUUUAGCGAGCCAAAUUCAUUAAGCACUUUCUCUUCUGGACACAGGACAAGAAGCAGAGUUAACAUUGAUGACUUGGAAGGAGUUCAGGAGACUGAUGUGGACACAGGGAUGAAACUUGCCUUCGCUGAUCUAUCUGUGGUCUCGGCUUACUCAGUUUCAGAUGGGUUCAGUAGUGACGUGGAAGCAAAGACUAAGCAUCCUGUACAAGGGCAAAGUGUCAAGAGAUUUAAGGAGCCCGGCUCACGAGGAAGAUCCCCAUCAACCAAGUGUAACAUCUUUGAAUUAUCUUCCGGCUCGCUUCCUUUUCCUUUUGAUUGGUUUUCCAGCUCUUCAGAGUCACAUUCAGGUUCCCCAUCAGCUGGUUCCUUUGAGAUAAAAUGUUUGCCAAGAGGAACCGUUUUCCCUUUUGCUGACAGCAGAACAACUGGUGGUGGGAAAAGCAAUGAAGAAGAAUUCUACAUCUGAACCUGUGUGUGUGUGUGUGUGUGUGUGUGUGUGUGUGUGUGUGAGAGAGAGAGAGAGAGAGAGAGAGAGAGAUAUAAAGAGAAAGCUAUUUUCUUUAAGUGCUUGGUUAUUGAGCCAGUUUCCACCCUGCGCCCAAGACCUGUUUGCUGCCCUGGGGUCUUGUGGUAAGUGUGUAUGUUUAAUUUCAUUUCACUUUUAAUUGGUACACCGCCUUUCUAUAUUACUAUACACAAGGUGGUUUGCAAGCUGAAGAAACAACAAAAUAGGCAGCAAAGAUCAUGCACCUAAUAACAAUCUGAUCCAAUAAUAAAAAUAUAACUUUAAAAUAAGCAGCUUACAUCAAAUAAAGCAAUAUCCAAUAAUCCAUUAGAAUAUAAUAGUAAACAGUAAAAUUAAAUGUCAGCAAAUAAUAAUUAAACAGUUUACACUUAGCAAUCACAAUAAAGAAUGACUAAACUAUAAUACGCAGGUGGCACAUUGGGACGCAGGUGGCGCUGUGGGUUAAACCACAGAGCCUAGGACUUGCCAAUCAGAAGGUCAGCGGUUCGAAUCCCCACAACGGGGUGAGCUCCCAUUGUUCGGUCCCUGCUCCUGUCAACCUAGCAGUUCGAAAGCAUGCCAAAAGUGCAAGUAGAUAAAUAGGUACCGCUCUGGCGGGAAGGUAAACAGCGUUUCCGUGCGCUGCUCUGGUUCGCCAGAAGCGGCUUAGUCAUGCUGGCCACAUGACCCGGAAGCUGUAUGCCGGCUCCCUCGGCCAGUAAAGCGAGAUGAGCACCGCAACCCCAGAGUCGUCCAUGACUGGACCUAACGGUCAGGGGUCUCUUUACCUUUACCUUUACCUUUAAACUAUAAUUAGUAAAAAUAACGGCAAGUCACAAUGCACAAAAUACCACAAAACAUACAAAAAAAAGUAAAAGGAUCAAAUUGAGAAACAGGGACACACAACUCAUGCAAUUUAAAAAUAUAUAUAUCUAUCCCUGAAGUCCUCUCUUUCC